Colletotrichum truncatum is the source of this 1026-nucleotide messenger RNA. RefSeq names its product sec14 cytosolic factor. Lineage: Eukaryota; Fungi; Ascomycota; Sordariomycetes; Glomerellales; Glomerellaceae. The record is from RefSeq and is a predicted model, not a curated record.
AUGGCCCAGAACGAACUCGAUCCCAAGUAUGACCAGUACGACUACCCGACCGUCGCCCCGACGGCGCAGAGUGGUCAUCCUGGCCAUCUCACCGAGGAGCAGAAGGCUCAGGUUGCUCAGCUGCGUCUGAUGCUUGAGGCAGAGGGCUACAACAAGCGCCUUGACACCUUGACCAUGCUGCGUUUCCUUCGUGCCCGCAAGUUUGAUGUCAACCUCGCCAAGCAGAUGUUCGUUGAGUUUGAGAACUGGCGGAAAACGACCAACCUCGACGCGACCGUCCCAACUUGGGAGUAUCCCGAGAAGGCCGAGAUCUUCAAGUACUACCCUCAGUACUAUCACAAGACUGACAAGGAUGGCCGCCCUGUUUACAUCGAGCAGCUUGGUGGUAUUGACUUGAACGCCAUGUACAAGAUCACCACAGCUGAGCGCAUGCUGACCAACCUGGCUGUCGAGUACGAGAAGUGCGCUGACCCUCGUUUCCCUGCCUGCUCGCGCAAGGCCAACCACCUUGUUGAGACUUGCUGCACCAUCAUGGACCUUAAGGGUGUUGGUAUUUCUCGCGUUCCUCAAGUCUACACCUACGUCAAGCAGGCUUCGGUCAUCUCCCAGAACUACUACCCCGAGCGUCUUGGCAAGCUCUACAUGAUCAACGCCCCCUGGGGCUUCUCUACCGUCUGGGGUGUCGUCAAGGGCUGGCUCGAUCCCGUUACCGUCUCAAAGAUUAACAUCCUCGGCUCCGGUUACCAGAAGGAGCUCCUCAACCAGAUCCCUGCCGAGAACCUUCCCAAGUCUUUGGGCGGAAAGUGCGAGUGCCAGGGCGGUUGUGAGCUCAGCGAUGCUGGCCCGUGGCACGAGAAGGAGUGGACCAAGGAGCCCUGGUGGGCCAAGCCUCAACCUGCUAACGACGUUAUCGAGAACAAGGGCGGCGAGACCGUCACUGCCCCUGCUGGCGGUCAGGCUCCCGCGGGCACUGCUGUCACCACCGACACUGCUGCUGACCCCGCCAAGGCCCCUGCUGCGGCAUAA